This is a messenger RNA of Juglans regia (Persian walnut), 1696 nucleotides long. RefSeq lists its product as uncharacterized. NCBI's taxonomy places the organism in Eukaryota, Viridiplantae, Streptophyta, Magnoliopsida, Fagales, Juglandaceae. The transcript has a single exon. The coding region runs from base 557 to 1138 and encodes 193 amino acids. The record is from RefSeq and is a predicted model, not a curated record. Gene Ontology annotation, molecular function: protein binding.
GGAGGGAGUUGCAUUAAUCAUGUGUAAUUCAUAGAGUUUGGUAGCGAUGAACAGAAGUAGUGAUUGCUUUUUAUUUAACCAAACAAUCUUUGGCAUUGGCAAAAGGGUUGUCUAGUAUGAAACUGGAGUGCGCUUUCCUCCCAAUUUCACACUCAAAAACAAGUAAGCACUGAGUGUCCCACACGCUACUACUUACUGCUCUUUAGGCAAACCGUGAUUGAUGGCAAGCAUUUCCCGCGAGGGAAUCCAUUCCCUUAGGUCUCACUCCUCAAACUCUCAAUCACACUUUGCCCAGUUUUAUGGAGGGAACAUGGCCAUGCCAGACCCCACACCACUUUCUUUUUUCUUUAGUCACUCUCAAGUUUCAACUGACAUCCAAUUUACAAAAGAAAGCAGACCGCCCCUACCCCAAAAAAAUGUCCAACUCACCUACAACUUCCAUUGCCUUCUCUUUACAAUAUCUCCACCUCUAUCCUCUAACUUUAUAUAUAUAUAUGUCUCUCAUCUCCCUAAUUAUCACAGAAAAACAGAUAUAUCCAUAUAAUCCUUGCCAGUUAUGGAUUGGUUUUCAUGGCUAUCCAAAACCGGCCUGGAGCCGUCUCUAGUUUACGAGUAUGGACUCGCUUUUGCUCACAAUGAGCUUGAAGAAGAAGAUAUAAUUUACUUCAACCACGAGUUUCUGCAAAGCAUGGGGAUUUCCAUAGCCAAACAUAGGCUAGAAAUCCUCAAGCUUGCUAGAAAAGAAAUGGGUGCAAGCCCACGCCCCAUAUCAAGGCUUCUUGUUGCCAUGAGGAGGACAAAGAGGUGCUUAGCUAAAUACAUCCGUACAUGGAUUCAUCGCGAGGAGUCAGCUCUGGUGCUUGUGCCGAGGCCUAGUUAUGGGACAAGAUGGAGGGGAGCCAUGAUGAAGAGGAACGAAAGAUCGACGAUGGCAAAGCAGGGGAGGUUGCUGCUCACAAAUGGGAGUCCGAGUCGUAUGGUGGCUUCCGGGCCUCCACGUGUUGACAGUUUUUCGAGCCCUCUGGUGUGUGAUCUCCGCAAGGAGGAAAAGAUGAACGACAGCGAUGACAGGUACUGGUUGACCGGUGUUGAAGAGAUCAGGUGGGAUACCAUGUUUCAGGAUCUGAAACCCACAUGAAUUCUUCCUCUCUGUUUUGUUCUCUCUCUCUCUCAUUUUGUCAUAUUUUUUGGUUUUUGUGGAGUCAAUUCAAUGGUGAGAGAAGGGUUUUUUUGGUUCUUCCACCAGAGGGUUUUGGGCGUGUUUCAUAGAAGAAUUGUUUUAUAUAUUUAUCAUGAGCGGUGGGUGAUGCAGACGACAAGACUUUAGCACGAAGGGUCUGCUUGAGUAAUGAGAUUGUCUCACCUCCCCUGCCUGUAUUUGGAAUGACUUUACUGAAAGAUAGAAAAAGAAAGCAUUAGUCUUUAACGUCUUUGUGAGCACAAUGAGAAGCUAGAUUAGAUGUCCAAUUCCACCCCAUUCUGCUGAGAUUCAAACAUGGUUACUGCAUCAAUUUUUAUUUUCGGUGAUGAUGGUAUACACAAAUCAUCCAUAUUAGUAGGUAAAUGUAUUUUGUUUUCGUAUAACUAUUUUAGUAACUCGUUUUACAACCAUCCAAUUGGAUCAUGCCACUUCAUGAAAAGUACAAGGAUUUUUUUUAUUUGAAUUCAGAUUUUACAUAACUGCCUUUCAUUUGAA